AUGUUCAACAUCAAGCAGUACCUCGAGGAAGGCAUCUUUGUGCCGCCAGAAGAGGCGCGGGCGCGCGCGAGGGGCGUGGCCGACCUCGUCGUCUCGAUCACCACAAGAGGCGGCGGACCGGGCGCCGGCGGCGGUGGCGGUGGAGGCAGUAGCGGCGCGGCGGGCGGCACGGGCAUCGGUCGACGCAUCCUGGUCGUCGACAAUGCCGAGGCCGUCAACCGGCUCGGCGGCAACUCGAUGGCCGCCGGCCUCGCGCAGGAUCCGUGGAACCGUGUCGUCGCCGUCUUUACCACGGGCCAGGCGUGGCAGUUUAAGACGUACAAGUGGUCCGAGCCGAGGGAGCUCUUCAAGAAUGUGAUGGGCGUCUACGUGCGAUGGCACAAUGAGCCGCAGAAUCCAAACGUGCGCGAGUGGAACGUGACCGAGCUGCAGGUCGACCGGACAAAACGACACACGGACAAGCAGGUCGUCGCCUUUCUCUGGCGCUCGCUCGAGACGUGGACGCAGAGGCGCAAGCCCCACCUCAUCUCCUGA
Messenger RNA from Pseudozyma flocculosa PF-1, 534 nucleotides. RefSeq lists its product as uncharacterized. Gene Ontology annotation, molecular function: RNA polymerase II complex binding. Lineage: Eukaryota; Fungi; Basidiomycota; Ustilaginomycetes; Ustilaginales; Ustilaginaceae. The transcript is spliced from 3 exons. Gene Ontology annotation, biological process: positive regulation of transcription elongation by RNA polymerase II; transcription elongation by RNA polymerase II. The record is from RefSeq and is a predicted model, not a curated record. Bases 1 to 534 code for a protein of 177 amino acids. Gene Ontology annotation, cellular component: Cdc73/Paf1 complex.